Acinonyx jubatus (cheetah) is the source of this 3394-nucleotide messenger RNA. RefSeq names its product HHIP like 1 (gene HHIPL1). The record is from RefSeq and is a predicted model, not a curated record. The transcript has 10 exons. Lineage: Eukaryota; Metazoa; Chordata; Mammalia; Carnivora; Felidae. Bases 414 to 2411 code for a protein of 665 amino acids. Gene Ontology annotation, cellular component: membrane.
CCCCCGAGCAGGACGCGGCGCUGGCCCGCCGCUUCGGAGCCCUGGCGGCGCGCGUGGACGCAGCCGAGUGGGCCGCGUGCGCCGGCUACGCGCUCGACCUGCUGUGCCAGGGCUCACAGUCCUGCCCCAGGAGGGCCUGACUACCCUGCAUUCCAGAUCGUGCCCAUGCGGGCCCUGAAUGGGGUCCCCGGUGUCUCAUCAGCGGGGGAGCCCUCGGCAGGAGGCCAGGGAAGCCAAGGGCGGCCGAUCCAUCUGUCCCCCGAGGAACACUACACUGGCAGCCCGGUGGCAGAGGACCAUCCAGGACCCUGCCCCAGGAAUGCUCACCCUACGCCGCCCACCUGUACGACGCCGAGGACCCGUCCACGCCGCUGCGCACGGUGCCGGGGCUCUGCGAGGACUACUGUCUGGACAUGUGGCAGACGUGCCGGGGCCUCUUCCGCCACCUGUCGCCCGACCGGGAGCUCUGGGCCCUGGAGGGCAACCGCGCCAAGUUCUGCCGCUACCUGUCGCUGGACGACACGGACUACUGUUUCCCGCGCCUGCUGGUCAACGAGAACCUCAACUCGAACCUGGGCCGCGUGGUGGCCGACGCCAAGGGCUGCCUGCAGCUGUGCCUGGAGGAGGUGGCUAACGGGCUGCGCAACCCCGUGGCCAUGGUGCACGCGCGGGACGGCAGCCACCGCUUCUUCGUGGCCGAGCAGGUGGGGCUGGUGUGGGCCUACCUGCCCGACCGCUCGCGGCUGGAGAAGCCCUUCCUGAACGUCAGCCGGGCGGUGCUCACCUCGCCCUGGGAGGGCGACGAGCGGGGCUUUCUGGGCAUCGCCUUGCACCCCGGCUUCCGGCACAACGGCAAGCUCUACGUCUACUACUCAGUGGGGGUCGGCUUCGACGAGUGGAUCCGCAUCAGCGAGUUCAGGGUCUCCGCGGACGACAUGAACACCGUGGACCACAACUCUGAGAGGAUAAUCCUGGAGAUCGAAGAACCAGCCUCCAACCACAACGGGGGCCAGCUGCUAUUUGGGGACGACGGGUACCUGUACAUCUUUACUGGUGACGGCGGGAUGGCCGGAGACCCCUUUGGCAAAUUUGGAAAUGCCCAAAACAAGUCGGCGCUGCUGGGCAAGGUGCUGCGCAUCGACGUGGACCGCAACGAGCGCGGCCCGCUCUACCGCAUCCCGCGCGACAACCCGUUCGUGGACGACCCCGCCGCGCGGCCCGAGGUCUACGCGCUGGGCGUGCGCAACAUGUGGCGCUGCUCGUUCGACCGCGGCGACCCGGCCACCGGCGCGGGCCGCGGGCGCCUCUUCUGCGGAGACGUGGGCCAGAACAAGUUCGAGGAGGUGGACCUGGUGGAGCGCGGCCGCAACUACGGCUGGCGCGCCCGCGAAGGUUACGAGUGCUACGACCGCAAGCUGUGCGCCAACGCCUCCCUCGAUGAUGUCCUGCCGAUAUUCGCCUACCCGCACAAACUGGGCAAAUCGGUCACCGGAGGCUACGUGUACCGGGGCUGUGAGUACCCCAACCUAAACGGCCUCUACAUUUUCGGCGAUUUUAUGAGUGGGCGUCUGAUGUCCCUCCGAGAGAACCUGGAGACGGGCCAGUGGCGCUACAGCGAGAUCUGCAUGGGUCGAGGCCAGACCUGUGCGUUCCCAGGCCUCAUUAACAACUACCACCCUCAUAUCAUCUCCUUUGCAGAGGAUGAAGCUGGGGAGCUGUACUUCAUGUCAACGGGCGUGCCGAGCGCCGCAGCGGCCCGUGGGGUUGUCUACAAAGUGAUCGACCCUUCCAGACGGGCACCACCCGGCACGUGCCAGAUCCAGCCUUCCCGGGUGAAGGUGAGGAGCCGCCUCAUCCGUUUCGUGCCCAAAGAAAAGUUCAUCCGGAGGGAGGAGAGCACCCCACGGCCCACAGCGCGUGCACCCACCAAGGCGCCCCGCCGCAGCCGCCCCACGACCGCUCGGCCCGCGCCCACCCCGCGGCCCGCCCGGCCCACUCGGCGGCCGGGGGGCCGGAGGGGCGGCGGGCGGCGGCGGGGGCGACCGGGCACGGCUGACCCCGCGCCCUCGAACGGCGCCGUGCGCCUGGUGCGGCCCGCGGGCCUGAGUCCCGGCCGCGGGCGCGUGGAGGUGUUCGCGGGUGGCCGCUGGGGCACCGUGUGCGACGACGCCUGGGACACCAAGGCCGCCGCCGUCGUGUGCCGCCAGCUGGGCUUUGCGCACGCCGUGCGGGCCACCAAGCGCGCGGAGUUCGGCGAGGGCCACGGGCUGCCCAUCCUCCUGGACGACGUGCGCUGCGCGGGCGGCGAGCGCAACCUGCUGGAGUGCACGCACGCCGCCGUGGGCACGCACAACUGCGGGCACCAGGAGGACGCGGGCGUCGUGUGCAGCCACGAGGACCCUGACCUGUAGGCGAGCACCUGCCGGCUGGCCAGGCCACCUCCUUCCCGCCGGGGCCGGCAGGGCUCCUCCGCCCUGAGCGCGCCGGGUGCGCGCCCGAGUCUGGAGGCGGAGGGGGCCCAUCUGUAACGCCGUCCUGCGGUCCCGUGUGAGGUGUGUGCAGGGCUCGUGUGCACUCUGUGUCCCUGCCCGUGUGUCUUCUGCAGACCAGAAGCCACAGCAUGUUGGGGUCUGUGUGCUCAUGGGCCCCAGGUGUUCUUUCCUUACUCCCAGACAUCUCAGGCGUGUGCAGGAACACAGUCGGGCCCUGGACCCUGAGCACUGAGGGCUACUUCUCUUCAAGAGCAGACAUGGCCCUUGGCCGAGUUAACAGAGGCACAGCUGGCAGACCGAGGGAGGGGACCAGGCCUGUCCUGCCCAGGGCUGGAGUGGAAGGCCCCGGACCAUCUGGAGCAUGGCCUGAGAACCCAUGGCCCAGCAGUCAGAGGUGCCGAAGAGAACAGGAAGGCAGUGGGGCCAAGGGAAGGUAUUAGACCGAUGGGUCUGGGCUGACCCGUGGGCCAUGGCAUCUGAGUGAGGGUCAGGCUGCCUAGGGGGAGGUGAGCGCCUGGGGAGGGGGUACUGGAUGACCUCUGGGAGAAGCCUUCUGGUCAUCUUGGGCCUCAUUGUCAUGCUGGGUCUAUGUGGGUGCUCUGGGGACAGUGCUGGGUCCCCUGGCCCUGAGACCUGACUCUCCAGUGCUCACUGGGACAGAAGCCACCCAUCUGGCCACUCCAAGCACCACGGCCCCCAGCGAGUGAGUGAGGCAUCAGGAUUCUCCACUUUAAAGGCCGUAUCGGGGGCGCUGGAGCCACUUCGGUCAUCUCCAUCCCCACACGGCUCAGUGAAAUCCCAGGGACCCCCGAUUCCUCCAGCGGUUUCCCCCAGGAGUCCAAAAAGACUACUGAUGCUCUGUCACCCAAAGCUGUGCCAACAACGUCACUGUUUACAACCCC